AUGAAAGCUAGUUUAUCCCUCUUUCCUUUGCAACGAAUAUUGUUUAGAUUAACUAGACUAGUUAGCGAUAACUAGCUAAAUUGUAGGGUGAAAUUAUUCUCACUGUUUAGAAACGGAAAGGAUACCAGAAGGGCUGUUUGAGCGUCCUCUGAAUUAAUAUUUUCAGGCUUGAGGCGUCCUCCAAAUUGGGAUAACUUUGAAGAAGUUCUUUGUAUUCUUGGAUCCGCUGAUAAGAAGACGUUAAACAUGGACUGGGGCACGGAUCUAUGGGACCAAUAUGACAUCAUCGACAAGCACACGCAAUCCGGCCUGGAACUGGUAGAGAAGUAUGUCAAGUUUGUGAAGGAGAGGACGGAGAUAGAGCAGAACUAUGCCAAGCAGCUGAGAAAUCUAACAAAGAAAUACAAUCCUAAACGAGGCAGUAAAGAGGAACAGGAAUGCAGGUUCUCCAACCACCAGUCCUUCCUGGACAUCCUGAAUGAGAUGAACGACUACGCAGGACAGAGGGAGCUGAUUGCUGAGAACAUGAUGAUGAACAUUUGCAUCGAACUCACCAAGUACCUGCAGGAGCUCAAGAUGGAGCGCAAGACGCAUCUGUCGGAGGCCAAGAAAGCCCAGCAGAGUUUGGAGAGCACCUAUAAGCAGCUCGACAGUAGUAAGAAACGUUUUGAGAGGGAGUGGCGGGAAGCGGACAAAGCUGCUCAGUAUGCCGAGAAAACUGACCAGGACAUCAACGCCACAAAGGCCGACGUCGAGAAGGCCAAACAGCAGGCCAACAUGAGGACACACAUAGCGGAGGAGUGUAAGAACGACUACGCAGCCCAGCUGCAGAAAUACAACAAGGAGCAGAGCCAGUUCUACUUCAGCGACAUGCCUCUCAUCUUCAACAAACUCCAGGACAUGGAUGAGAGGCGGGUGAGGAAGCUGGCGCAGGGCUACGUCUUGUUCUCAGACACAGAGAAGCACGUGAUACCCAUUAUCGGGAAGUGUCUGGAGGGCGUCGCUAAAGCAGGCACUAAUGUCAAUGAGAGGAAUGACUCCAUAGCUCUUAUAGAGCAGUACAAGUCAGGCUUUGAGCGUCCUGGGGACCUGGACUUUGAGGACUACAGUCAGGGCAUCAACCGUGCCUCCUCAGACAGCAGCCUGGGCACCCUCGGUACCCCCAAAGGCCCCCUGGAGCUGCUGGGCAAGAACAGGAGCAAACCAUUCUGGCUGUUCAGCAAGAAGAGUAAGCUCUCUCCCUCCCCUUCCUCACUCACCCCCUUGUCCACGCCCCCCGCCCCCUCGCCCGCUAACGGACCCCCCUCCCCCAAGUUCGGCCGGGACCCCUUGUCGUACUGUUUGAAGGAGAUCAAUAAGACAGUCAAACCCAGAAUAUCCUCCUUCCGGACCCUCGGGCGAUCGAGGCUCACUCCAGAGAGGAUCAUAGUAAUGCCCACAGUGACAGAGGACUUUGGCCAUCUCCCCCCCGAGCAGCGCAGGAAGAGGUUACAACAGAAACUAGACGACAUUGGCAAGGAGCUGCAGAAGGAAGUGGACCAGAGUGAGGCCCUGGGGAAGAUGAAGGAUGUGUAUGAGAAGAACCCCCAGAUGGGAGACCCUGCCAGUCUGUCUACCCAGAUCAACCAAACAGCCCAGAACAUGGAGAGACUGAGAGGAGAGCUCAACAAGUAUGAGUCAUGGUUGACAGAGGCAGGAAGGCGAGGGGAUACGAUGCUCAGGAGAGAUACGUUACGAGAGGAUACGUUGAGCUACAGGUCUCACUCCUUCAACGACAACGGCAGCACUCACGAACCAUACAGCCCUGACGGAGCCCACACUGAUGAAGGCACCCCAGACUCCUCUCAGGCCAUCUACGCCGAGUUUGACGACGACUUUGAGGAGGAGGAGGAGGAGGAGGAGGAGCUUGUCGCUCCCAUCGGCCAAUGUACAGCCAUGUACAACUUCCCAGGUGCCAGUGAGGGGACCAUCGCCAUGCAGGAGGGGGAGGUGUUGUCUGUAGUGGAGGAGGAUAAAGGGGACGGUUGGACCAGGGUCCGCAGGGCCAAUGGGAACGAGGGCUACAUUCCAACAUCCUACGUCAGCAUCAGCCUCAGCAAGUGACCCGACACCCAUCCCACCCACACGAGGCCUGAGGGAACGGCCAAUCAUCACUGAUGAUGAUUCCAAAAUACUGUGGCAGCUCUCUCAUGGGACCAAUCCGAAAGAGAUAAAAGCACUGUGGGUGGGACCAUCUGGGUGUCCGUAAGGAGGCCAAUUGAGUCGCUUUGAUUUCCUCAAUGAGAUGCGCACCCAUGAUUUCUUUCCCCUGCUGGCCAGAGAAGAUGCAAUCAAUCGUGCUUUUGGUUCCUCCUGGCUUGCAAGGCUGUACUAGGUCACUAUACUUACCACAAGCCACACAUUUUCAAAUCAAAUCAAAUUUUAUUGGUCACAUGCGCCGAAUACAACAGGUGCAGACAUUACAGUGAAAUGC
This is a messenger RNA of Coregonus clupeaformis (lake whitefish), 2473 nucleotides long. RefSeq names its product cdc42-interacting protein 4 homolog. Bases 247 to 2103 code for a protein of 618 amino acids. Gene Ontology annotation, molecular function: protein binding. The record is from RefSeq and is a predicted model, not a curated record. The transcript is spliced from 16 exons. NCBI's taxonomy places the organism in Eukaryota, Metazoa, Chordata, Actinopteri, Salmoniformes, Salmonidae. Gene Ontology annotation, biological process: signal transduction.